AGAAGCCUAAUUUUCAACACUCGCAUUCAUCAUAUACACACUACAAUUCCUCUCACACACACUUUGGUUGCCUCUGCAAGUGCAAGCGAGAGCAAAUUAAACAUUAAAAAAAAUUUAUAUACAUAUUCCUUUGCUCAGCAUUAGAAAGAAAAACAUCUCUUCUUGGGUCUAUCAAAUUUCCCUAUGGUUUGUGCAUCCCUUUGGAAUUGCUUGGUUUCCACUUCUUUUUGUUCCUUCUGCUUUUGCAGCAGAUAUACUCUCUCCUCUUCUAUGUGAAAACCCAACAUCCAAUUUAUGCAAUAUUUUAGUUUUCUAUCUCUUUGGUUCCAUAUUCAUGGUCAUGAACAUUCUCGUGUUCACAUGCAUACACACAUGUAACACACAAAAACAUGGAAUUUGCAUGACCAAGUCCUCAUCCAGUUCUAUAGUCAUUGCACUAUUAUUAUCACCAUAAUUAGAACUUUCUUCUCUAACUCUCAAAGCCAAUUCCUCCUUCUCAAUCACCUUGAUAUUUGAGUUUCUGUUUACUUCCAUUAAGAUCCCAAAACAAAAGAUCUUCUCUUCUACAUUCUUUGCGAGAGAGGGAGAAUGGUAAUUACUUAACUGAGGUCUUGUGAACUCUUAGAAGUUGAAAGGAAGCCAAAACAAAACAAAAAUGUCCAAAAAGGUUUUGACGUCAAUGAAGGAUGAAAACCCAGAUUUGCAGAAGCAAAUUGGCUGCAUCAGUGGAUUUUUUCAGCUGUUUGACCGCCAAAGGUUCCUCACAGGCCAACGUGGUAGCAGCCAUAGUCAGAACACACCAACUCAAGGUAGAACAAGUAAUCAUACCAAAGAGCUGAAUAAUACAACACAAAAGGCAACGGCAAAGAAUGUGAAGGUUGCAAGAGAGAAUCAACAAUUCUCCACAGAAUCAUCAGGAACUUCAGUAUCUUCAUCAUCUCGUUCAUCUAGCAUGUCAUCCCUCGAGUUUAACAGAACAGUUCAGAUAGAACCAUCAUCAAUGAGUCAAAUCAAAGUUCAAGAAAACUCCGACUCAGGAACAACAAUGAAGCAACUUAGCAACCAAGGCCAUCAACCCCUUGAUUUCUAUGAUAUUGUGAAAGACUCAAUGCAUAGAGAUGUUCAUAGAUUGUCAGUGAAAACUAUAGCUAAAGAGGAAAAGAAGGGCCGCAUCUUGAAAUACAUUGAUUCUCCUAGGCCUUUGGAAGCAGCAAAAUCUAUCAACACAGGAGUGAAGGUUGCAUGGGAAUCACCAAGACUCUCCUAUGAUGGGAGGGAUAUGCAUGACACAUCCAAAUCUGGUACAAAGCACAAGGAGUUCCCAAGGCUUUCCUUGGAUAGCAAACAAGGAUCCAUCAAAAGUUUCAAUGAAGGAACAAAACCCCACAAUCUUUUGAAAGGUCCACAUAAAGGGUAUGUGAACUCCAACACAAUGCCUAAGCAGCUGCAAGAAUCAGAAACUUCCAAAAGACCAUCCAGUGUUGUAGCUAAGUUAAUGGGACUAGAAGCCUUCCCUGACUGCACACAAACUUGUGAUACUCCACCAGGGAUCUCUAGCUGCACAACCAACAAAAUUGAGACCUUUGCAGGAUCUAGCAUGAUUGAUGAGCACAAGCAGCACCAAAGUUUAGCAUCACCAAGGACCAGCAAGGGGUCGAUCUUGCUUCAGUCUAGGAGGGAUGCUUCAAUACUGAAUGUGAUGCCGUGUUCCCAGUUUUCCUUAGAAUCUAGUCCAUGGAGGCAACCAGAAGCACGCCAAGGGUCUCAAUUACAGGCUUCCAAGAGAAGUGAAUCUUCAAUAACAGCAUCAAACACACCCCUCUCUGUAUAUGGAGAAAUUGAAAAACGGGUAGCUAAUCUAGAGUUCAAAAAUUCUGGAAAGGAUCUUAGAGCCCUUAAACAGAUUCUUGAUGCUAUGCAGAGAUAUAAAGAAUCAUUGGAUAUUACAAGAGAUCGGGCAUCAAAUUCUCCAUCUGACAAUAGGAGUAAUAGUAGUCUCAGUGAAAGCUCAAUAGUACAAAGCCCAAGAAUACAACAGAAGGACACAACAUUUACUCCUAUUGAGAUGUCAAAUCCAACUCAUGGCAAUAAAUCUCCAAUUUUCAUCAUGAAACCAGCUAAAGAUGCAAGAAAAACCAAUAAUCCUGCUUCCACAGAAAUGCCAUUUCAUGAUAAAUCAGACACCAGCAAGUCUAGUCCUGGUAAAUGCACAAAUGGAAUAUUGGUUGACAAUUUUGACAGGCAAACAACUAAAGGUAUCAAUUCAGCAAUCAGACAUGUCAAGGAUCCUACUAGUCAACACUUUAAUUCAGUGGAUAAGAGUACUAAGAUGAAAACUUCAAAAAUGGUGCAAUCAUCAAAAGUUCCUCAAGUGAUCAAUGGAGAAAAUGCCACCAUCUCCAGCAAUACAGCAGAGACCAGGAGUCCAAGAUUACAAAAGAAGUUUGGUUUGGAGAGGCGUUCUUCGCCAACAAACUCAUCAUCUGAUUCCAGUAGUAACAGAAGACAACACAAUAAGCAACCAGGGGAAAUGUCUUCCCCGAGCACAAAAACCAAACAAAAAUUCUCUACUUUGCAAGAAAGAAAUGAACAUUUCAGUGAGAUCAACUAUCAAAGGAGGGAUUUUAAGCAUGAAGUUGAUGUUGUUUCAUCAGAUUUUGACAGUAAGAGAAGCAUGGACUCUUACAGUGAUGUAGAAGUCAUUCACAUUGAUCAUUCCCAAAAGAUCAAUAGCUAUUCCAUCCAACUAAAAGGGCUGAACCAAAAUAAUGCAGCAAAAGAGUUGAGCAAGGAAAGCUUUAUGGCCGAGAAAAUAAGUACAGCAGAACAACCAAGCCCUGUGUCUGUUCUUGAUGCUGCAUUUUACAGAGAAGAACCACCUUCUCCAGUUAAAAAGAAAUCAUACAUCUCAAAAGAUUUAGAUGAAGCUCUGAAUACUUAUGAUAGUAGCGAGGAGAACUCCGAUGAUCUUCCUCUUUCAGCCAACACUGCAAAAGCCAACUUCAGCAAUGGAAACAGUGAUACUAACUUGAAAACUGAAAAUUUGGUUCAAAUUCUUGGACAAAUUGAUUACAAUGACAAGAGAUUCACCAAUUUCAAUGAGGAUAAGGAUCCUGACCAUAAAUAUAUAUCAGAAAUAUUAUUAGUAUCAGGGCUACUCAACAGUCCAAGGUCUAGCCAGGCUUUUCAUUCAUCAGGUUACCCAAUAAACCCAAAGUUGUUCCUUGCACUAGAGCAAAUCAAGACCAACAAGAUGUGUUUCAAUAUUGAUCACAGUGCCAUGAACAUUGCUUGGAUGGACAAUCCAGAACAAAAGCAAAGAAAGCUUAUAUUUGAUGUUGUUAAUGACAUUCUAGCUCAAAAAAUAAUAUCGGAAAGUUCUACUUCUACUCUGUGGUUCCAGCCAAAUCAACUAGCAGGUAAAAAACUAAGAGGACAACAGCUUUUGGAUGAGCUUUGCACAGAAAUUGAUCAGUUACAACAAAAAAGUAGCAGUGUCAGCCAUGCUAAUGAGGAUGAGAAUUCGACGAAUCUCGUGUGGGAAGAGUUGAUGCACUGUCCCACAAUUUAUACAAACAGCUACAAUGCAAUACCAAAUAUUGUGUUGGAUAUUGAACGGUUGAUCUUUAAGGAUUUGAUAACUGAAGUUGUGAGAGGAGAACUAGCUAACCAUUCUGGUAAGCGUUGCAGGCAACUGCUGUUUCCCAAUUAGAAAUUAUGGCUAAGAAGUCAUUUUCAGCCUUAAUCUGUCAACUUUCUACCUAUACUUAUAUACUUAGAAGGGGGUGCGGGGGAAUAAGCUAAUUAAUAGACAUUUUUAAUUUUAUUUCCUAUAUAAACUCAUGAGCAUUUAUGUCUACAAUCAUCUUUCUUGCAUGUAUUUAUAGCGUAUGUCAAUGAAAUACAUGUAGAAAUGAAGAUAAAUGUAUAUAUCAGUGACAUGAUCUUUUUAAGCUCAAUUACAGAUGUCUUAAAUUUAUCAGAGUAAGAUCCCUUUUCU
Molecule: messenger RNA, 4000 nt
Organism: Abrus precatorius (Indian licorice)
Lineage: Eukaryota; Viridiplantae; Streptophyta; Magnoliopsida; Fabales; Fabaceae
Product: protein LONGIFOLIA 1-like
Exons: 5
Coding region: 656-3712 (1018 amino acids)
Biological process (GO): regulation of monopolar cell growth
Source: RefSeq, a predicted model, not a curated record